GUGAUCAUUAUGAUCGUGUCUGGUUUAGGUAACACUUUCUGCUUAACCAUCGUCUGUCGGACAUCAUUAAAACAAGAUGUAGAUACACUAUUUAUUGCCAAUUUAGCCGUGACGGAUUUAAUUAGUGCGCUGUUAGUCUUGCCAAGCAUUAUUGUAACCAAUAUGUGCUACGUAUAUAAUCAAUUAUCACAAGGACUAUGUAAUUUUCAAGGCUUUCUCCUGAUUUGGAUUAUGGGUACUUCACUUUUUACCACUGCUCUUAUUAGCAUUGAUCGCUGUAUCGCAGUCACUAAUCCGUUCUUUUAUCGUUCGAGAAUGACCGUCAACAAAGCCAUCUUUCAAAUUGUUCUAGCAUGGCUUGUUCCUUUUUGCUAUGCUACUAUGCCAUUACUAGGC
Messenger RNA from Trichoplax adhaerens, 396 nucleotides. RefSeq lists its product as uncharacterized. Lineage: Eukaryota; Metazoa; Placozoa; Uniplacotomia; Trichoplacea; Trichoplacidae. Gene Ontology annotation, molecular function: G protein-coupled receptor activity. The transcript has a single exon. The record is from RefSeq and is a predicted model, not a curated record. The annotation marks the transcript as partial. Gene Ontology annotation, biological process: G protein-coupled receptor signaling pathway. Gene Ontology annotation, cellular component: membrane.